This is a messenger RNA of Iphiclides podalirius (scarce swallowtail), 978 nucleotides long. NCBI's taxonomy places the organism in Eukaryota, Metazoa, Arthropoda, Insecta, Lepidoptera, Papilionidae. The record is from the annotation of a GenBank genome assembly.
AUGCGGCGCAACAGUCUGUCGGGAUGCCCGCGCGCCGAUCGUUCUCAACUGCAGCCGCACUCUCAAGAGCUGAAGUGUCCCACGCCCGGUUGCGAUGGCUCCGGGCACGUCACGGGCAACUACUCCUCGCACCGCUCGCUUUCCGGGUGCCCUAGAGCCAACAAGCCGAAGAGCAAGCCUAGGGACGGCCAAGACUCUGAACCACUCAGCGCCUCCGGAUGUCCCAUCGCGAACAGAAACAAGAUGCGGGUACUGGAGAGCGGGGGCACUGUGGAACAGCACAAAGCGGCUGUGGCCGCGGCCGCUUCCGCCAUAAAGUUCGACGGCGUCAACUGCCCCACACCGGGCUGCGACGGCUCCGGCCACAUAAACGGCUCCUUUCUGACCCACCGCUCCCUUUCCGGGUGCCCAGUCGCCGGCUCGGCGACGCCCACGCCGCAGCCGAAGAAGCCAAAAUACCCCGACGACAUCACGCCCCUAUACCCGAAACCCUAUUCAGGUAUGGAGAUGAACAUGCAGACUGGCAACGGGGAGGACCUUAUGACCCUUGAGCAAGAAAUCACCGAGCUGCAGCGGGAGAACGCCCGCGUCGAGUCCCAGAUGAUCCGUCUCAAGUCGGACAUCAACGCCAUGGAAACGCACCUGAGUCAUGGAGAGAGAGAGAACCAGCUCAUAUCUCAGCGCAACAACAACCUCAACGAGUACUACGAGAGCCUGCGUAAUAACGUGAUCACGUUACUGGAGCACGUGAGAAUUCCCGGCGGCGGGACGGCGCCCGUGACGAACGCCGGGGGCGGGCCCGGGGCGCCGCCGCCGCCGGGCCCCGGUGAGAAGCCGGCCCACGACAACUUCGACUCGUACCUCACGAAGCUGCAAACCCUCUGCUCGCCGGACGGCUACUGCCCCGACGAGAACCGGCCCAUCUACGAGACCGUGAAAAACGCGCUCCAAGACUUCACAGUGCUCCCAACACCCAUU